Penicillium odoratum is the source of this 1299-nucleotide messenger RNA. RefSeq names its product phosphatase PAP2 family protein. NCBI's taxonomy places the organism in Eukaryota, Fungi, Ascomycota, Eurotiomycetes, Eurotiales, Aspergillaceae. Gene Ontology annotation, molecular function: inositol phosphoceramide synthase activity. Gene Ontology annotation, cellular component: inositol phosphoceramide synthase complex. The record is from RefSeq and is a predicted model, not a curated record. Gene Ontology annotation, biological process: sphingolipid biosynthetic process; inositol phosphoceramide metabolic process. The transcript has 2 exons. Bases 1 to 1299 code for a protein of 432 amino acids.
AUGUCCACCUUUCCGUCAUGGAAGGAUCGCACGCAGAAUCAGUUCGGCAAACUUCAGAUUCAAGUGCCAUGGCGCUCAUUCAAGCUCCUGGUGCCACAUCGCAUGCGCCGCAAGAUUCGCUCAAAGCUUCGGAGUCGCUUAUCGCCAACUUCGUCUAUCUCGACAUUGCAGACGUCGUUCUCACCCUUCGAUACUCUCCGCUCGCUCCAGUCGCAUCGAUGGACCGUCUAUGAUUUCCAGUACCUACUGCUGCUGAUCAUCGGCAUCUUCUCCCUGACCGUCAUGCAAUCCCCGGGUCCACUUGGCAAGACCGCCAUCUCGAGCCUUCUCCUGUUCUCACUACUCAUGCCCAUCACACGGCAAUUCUUUCUGCCUUUCUUGCCCAUUGCUGGAUGGCUCAUCUUCUUCUACGCUUGCCAGUUCGUCCCGAGCGACUGGAGACCCGCAAUCUGGGUCCGAGUUCUACCAGCCAUGGAGAACAUCCUAUACGGUGCCAACAUCAGCAACAUCCUCUCGGCCCACCAGAACGUGGUGUUGGAUAUUUUGGCGUGGAUUCCCUACGGCCUCUGCCAUUAUGGCGCGCCAUUCGUCGUCUCCAUAAUCCUGUUCAUCUUCGGUCCUCCGGGCACCACUCCGCUCUUCGCCCGGACUCUCGGCUACAUCAGCAUGGUCGCUGUCACCGUUCAGUUGGUGUUCCCGUGCUCACCGCCAUGGUAUGAGAAUUUGUACGGUCUCGCUCCCGCAGACUACUCGAUGCAGGGAAACCCCGCCGGUCUGGCUCGCAUCGACAAAUUGCUCGGUAUCGACCUUUACACCUCUGGGUUCAAGCAGUCCCCGGUUGUGUUCGGUGCUUUCCCCUCACUACACGCUGCAGAUUCGACCCUCGCGGCUCUGUGCAUGAGCCACGUCUUCCCUCGGCUGAAGUUCCUCUGGGUCACAUAUACCCUCUGGAUGUGGUGGGCUACCAUGUAUCUUUCUCACCACUAUGCGGUUGACCUGGUCUGUGGUGGUCUGCUUGCCACUGUGGCCUUCUACUUUGCCAAGACUCGCUUCCUCCCUCGCGUCCAGCUCGACAAGAUGUUCCGCUGGGACUACGAUUAUGUGGAAAUUGGCGACUCCUCGCAUGAGUUUGGUUACGACCUAGCUAGCCUCGACGGUGACUUCAACCUGGACAGCGAUGAGUGGACCGUUGGAUCUUCUUCAUCGGUCUCCUCUGGCUCCCUCAGCCCCGUCGAUGACCACUACACCUGGGAAAGCGAAACCCUCACCUCCAAUCACGACAUUGAAGCUGGUCGCUAA